GCAGUAAAGAGUCUAGUUUAUAGCGUAGCAUUGUUGGAGUGCGCAUUACAUAAAUUGAUGACGAGAAGAUCUUCCUUUUAGUGAGCCAGCAACCGUCACAUGCGACAGUUCUUCUUGAUACGAGAAACAUGAGGUCGAACAUCUCCGGUUUGUUGUUCGUUGCGUGUGUUCUGUGUGCCGCGAGAUAUUCGGAAAGUGCGAGGAUUUUGGCCGUGGUACCGACAGCGUCUUACAGCCAUCAGAUCCCUUACAGACCGUUAUGGAUCAGUUUGAGCAAACGUGGUCACGAAGUGGUCCUUGUCACCCCGAAUCCUAUCGAGAAUUACAAAGCGCCGAAUUUCACUCAGAUCAACAUCAGUCAGACUUACUCGAUUUUAAAGGCCAUCGAUUUCGUCGAUCUGCGUUUCAAAGGGCAAACCUGGUUCGAUUUCUUCGACGAACGACUGUUAGAUAUAUCUAAUGACUUCGCGGAAUCGGUGUUGAACAACACGGAUUUACGGAAAUUGUACGCACCGGACAGCAACGUUACGUUCGACGUUGUCUUGGCCGAGUUCCUCUUCAUGCCUGCUACGUACGCCCUUGCUCAUAGAUUCAACGCUCCUCUAAUAGGGUUAAGCUCGUUAGGGCUGGUUGCCGCUAAUGAACACGCUCUUGGCGGACUUGUGCUGUCUUCUCACGAGUACAGAUGGGAAAUGGAGGCGAAUACAGGCUCAAAUUUGCCGUUCUUCAAGAGGGUGUGGAAUUACGUGACCUUAUGGCGCAGCGUUUACAUCAUUUAUCGCGAUCUCUUCCCGAAACAGCAACAGAUAGCCGAGAAAUACUUUGGCCCGCUGCCUUCUGUCUUGGAUAUGACGAAGAACAUUAGCAUGAUUUUCGUCAAUGAACCGAACGUUCUUACACCGGCUUCGCCAAAACUGACGAACAUGUUGACGUUCAGCUCGUUCCAUAUAGACGAAAAUCCUAAACCUUUGCCAAAGGAUUUGCAGAAAUUUUUGGACAGCGCGAAAGACGGAGCGAUCUACUUCAGUUUGGGCAGUAACGCGAGAAGCGCAGAUUUACCUAAGGAACUUCAACGCAUGUUCUGCGAUGUGUUCGCGAAGUUGCCGUACAAAGUCGUGUGGAAGUACGAGGAGGAGCUAGUUGGGAAACCCGACAACGUUUACGCAGGAAAAUGGUUACCACAGCAAACUAUUCUUACUCAUCCGAAUGUUAAGCUGUUCAUAUAUCAAGGAGGUUUACAAAGCACCGAAGAAACUGUUCACGCCGGAGUUCCAAUUAUCGGCUUUCCUGUAUUAGCUGAUCAGGAUUACCAAAUAGGCAGAAUGGAUGCCCUUGGCCUUGGAAAGCGUUUAGAACUGCUAACCGUGACUAAAGACGAAUUUGAGAGUGCCAUUCGGGAGAUCAUAACUGACAAAAAGUAUAAGGAGAGAGUUUUGUACGUUCAAAGGGUCAUCAAAGACACACCGUACGACUUGGUGGACAAUCUCGUAUGGUGGACCGAAUACGUGAUCCGUACGAACGGUGCACCGCAUCUUCGCACGAAUUUAGCCUGGCAACCGUGGUACCAGCGUUACGACAUGGACGUCGUAGUCUUCCUAACAAUCAUCGCCUUUUUGAUCGUUUCAAAUAUGUUCAAUUUAAUUGCCAAGCUUAUCGUGUACGUUUACAGGAGGUAUCAAGUGUCCACGGGUGAAAAACAGAAAAUUAGAAGCAAAUUGCCCCUCGAUAUUUCCCCGGGUGAAUUUUACAUCGGUAGUUCCUCUCGAACCGACAACAUGAAGUUCACAUCCGCGUUCAUACUCUCCGUUCUACAUAUUUUCUGCAUUGCGAGGCGUGUAAACGGCGCCAGAAUCUUAGCAGUGAUACCGAUACCAGCGUACAGCCAUCAGAUACCGUUUCGACCGUUGUGGCUGGAAUUGCACAAAAGAGGCCACGAAUUAGUGAUCGUCGCGCCCAACGACAUACCCAACAUGAACACGACGACGAACUUCACACAGAUCAACGUUGGUAGUGUGUACUCGACGUUCAGUGAUGUCAGCUUCGUGAAGAUGCGUUUGAACGGAACGUCCUGGUUAUCGUUCAUGAAAAAUGACCUCCUUUAUUACGGUACAACGGUCACCGAUCACACGUUAAGCAACCCGGACUUGAAGAAGCUGUACGCACCUGAGAGUAACGAGAAGUUCGAUGUCGUUUUUGUUGAACUGUACUAUUUACCAGCCAUUCAUAUGUUGGCUCACAGAUUUAACGCUCCUCUUAUAGGAUUGAACUCGUUUGGGAUUCCCACUGUUGAAGAAUACUCAUUAGGAGGGUUGGUGUUGCCUUCGCACAUUAGUGUAUGGGAAAUGGAGGGCAAUGUUGGAACAGAUUUGCCGUUCUGGAAGAGGUUGAUGAAUUUCUGGAACUUGUGGCACUCGAUUUAUAUUAUAUUCCAAGAAUAUAUACCUACUCAGCAGAUGAUAGCCGAAAAGCACUUCGAAAAGCCAAUACCACCGGUACUCGACGUCGUGAAAAAUAUGAGCCUCGUUUUCGUCAACCAAGAUCCGGUUAUAUCGUACGCUCGGCCGAAUCUCCCGAACGCAAUCAUGUUCCAUUCGACUCAUGUCUCGAAAAACGUGGAACCUCUGCCUCGGGACUUGAAGAGGUUCGUAGACAGCGCGAAAAAUGGCUUCAUCUACGUGUCUUUCGGCACUAACGCGCAAUUUAAAGAUUUCCCACUGGAGAUUCGACAGAUCUUUUACGACGUGUUGGCCAGAUUGCCUUACAAAGUUGUGUUCAAGAAUAACGACAACCCAAAGUCACAUGACAACAUUUACUUCGCAGAAUGGAUACCUCAGCAAAGUAUCCUCGCUCAUCCAAAUAUUAAACUGUACAUAUUCCAAGGAGGUUUGCAAAGUACUCAGGAAGCUAUUUAUCACACGGUACCAGUCCUUGGUCUCCCAAUAGCAUCCGAUCAAGAAUUUCAGCUUAGGGUAAUAAGCUCUCGCGGGAUUGGAAAUUGCUUGUAUUUCGAGAAUUUGACGCCAGAGAUGCUGGAAUCCACUAUUCUGGAAAUGAUACCCGAUCCAAAGUACAGGAAAAAUAUGAUUACGCUUCGCGGGCUCGUUAACGACACGCCGUACAAUAUGUUGCAGAAUCUCGUUUGGUGGACGGAGUACGUGAUUCGUAACAAAGGUGCAUUGCAUUAUCGCACGAAUUUAGCUUCUCUGCCUUGGUACCAGUACUGCGACAUGGACAUCGUCGCAUUUUUGGCGAUCGUAGCGUUUAUCAUCGCCUCGAUUGUGCUCACUAUAUGUGUCCAACUUUUCACGUUCGUCUACAAACGGACGUCGAAUGAUUCUGUAAAUCUGACGAAAAAGAGAAGUUAGUUGUUCAUUAUUCGAAGAGUUCGGAGAGAUUUUUCAAGUGAACGCGUGACACGAUCUUGUCGCGUAUUUCGUAGAAUUUAUAAACGGACAGAGCAAAACGGUCAUUGGUUGAAUAUCGUAGAUUUUUAGUGAAUUGCAGUUCCGUUUACUACUUUUAACACGUGCGUUUUAUACAGAGAUACCGAGAAUUUUUAAUUAAAUUAGUUCACUCGUUACAUAUUCUACCACACGAGCCCACUAUCCGCAGAAAAUUCAGGUUAAAGGUUUGAAUUCCACUGCAAUAAAUGCCCGGCUUUAAUUAAAUACCAUGCAACAUCAGUGGGUUACUGCAAUAUUCCUGCGGAGAAGGAGAGACAAAACGUUUUGCGAAAUGAUAUUCACCCGAAGAACAACUUUAAAUCACGUUAAUC
Molecule: messenger RNA, 3775 nt
Organism: Habropoda laboriosa
Lineage: Eukaryota; Metazoa; Arthropoda; Insecta; Hymenoptera; Apidae
Gene: Ugt35B1
Exons: 10
Coding region: 129-3365 (1078 amino acids)
Molecular function (GO): UDP-glycosyltransferase activity
Source: RefSeq, a predicted model, not a curated record